Molecule: messenger RNA, 1391 nt
Organism: Aspergillus fijiensis CBS 313.89
Lineage: Eukaryota; Fungi; Ascomycota; Eurotiomycetes; Eurotiales; Aspergillaceae
Product: NAD(P)-dependent oxidoreductase
Exons: 3
Coding region: 388-1317 (309 amino acids)
Molecular function (GO): oxidoreductase activity, acting on the CH-OH group of donors, NAD or NADP as acceptor; NADP binding; NAD binding
Source: RefSeq, a predicted model, not a curated record
GGUUGGUGUUACAUGCAGGCUGGAUUGUUUCAGAAGGUUUGAUCCAUUGGUAUCAUUGGGUCGUAACUGCGCGCGAAUGCCCAAUUUCUCAUCAAAUGCCCUCGUGGAGUUGACGUUGACCUUGUACAUACUUACUGUACGUGGGACUAGGGGAGAAUCGGAGUGAGGUCGGCUAAGAAUUUAGUCUCCCGGAUAUCCGCAAGCCGGGCAGAUCGACCAGAACACCCAAAACUGGCAUCCGAGGAUGCCCGGCUGGCGCAUCUUCCCCGCAGUUUAUAAUGCCCGCUUCAUCCCACUUUCUGCCCCUCAUCAACAACAGUUCCUCUGCAUUGCAUCUGCACCCACGCAUUGCGACUGACUAUCUUUCAUAUUGAUACUACAACCAAAAUGGCAAACGAACGCAUCGCCUGGAUCGGCCUGGGCAACAUCGGCCGUGGCAUGUCCCGCAACCUCGCGACCAAAGGCCCGCAAACCGCCCCGAUCACGCUCUACAACCGCACCGCCUCGCGCACCGAGUCCUUCGCCGCCACGCUCCCCGCCGACCGCGCGACCGUCGCGCCCACGCUCCCCGCCGCCGUCUCCCCCGCGACCAUCAUCUUCAUCUGCGUCGGCGACGACCCCGCGCUCGACGCGAUCAUCACCACCCUCACCUCCGCCGCCGACCUGGACCUGACCUCCAAGAUCCUCGUCGACUGCUCCACCGUCCACCCGGACACCUCGCGGCGCAUCGCCGCCACCCUCACGGAGAGGGGGGCCAGCUUCGUGGCGUGCCCGGUCUUCGGGGCCCCCGCCGCCGCGGACGCGGGGCAACUGGUCGUCGUGCCCGCGGGGCCGCAGGCGGCCAUCGACCGCCUCGCCCCGUUCCUGGAGGGGGUGGUCGCCAAAGCGGUGGUGCCGAUGCCCGGCGCCGACGUGGGGCGGGCCACGACCCUCAAGGUGCUGGGGAACACCUUCAUCCUGAACACGGUCGAGAGUCUCGCGGAGGGGCUGGUCGCGGCCGAGAAAUCCGGGCUCGGGGCGGAAGUCUACCAGGAGUUCAUCCAUCGGAUGUUCCCCGGCCCGUUCGCGGCGUACGCCGACCGCAUGUGCAGCGGGGAUUACUGCCGGCGCGAGGAGCCGCUGUUCGCGGUGGAUCUCGCCCGCAAGGAUCUGCGUCACGCGGGGAGUCUGGCGGCCGCGGCGGGGAUGCGGCUGCGCAGUGUCGAGGUGACGGAUGGGUAUCUGCAGGAGGUCAAGCGGGAGAAGGGCGAGAAGGGGGAUAUUGCGGCGGUGUAUGGGGCGGUCCGGAAGGAGGCCGGGUUGGGGUUUGACAAUUGAAUUGUUGGAUGGUUUGUUUAUAGUACUGUAAGUUACUGCAGUGCAAGUAAUUAUGACACAGCGUGUUUUCAUUA